This is a messenger RNA of Dictyostelium purpureum, 945 nucleotides long. RefSeq lists its product as uncharacterized. The coding region runs from base 1 to 945 and encodes 314 amino acids. The record is from RefSeq and is a predicted model, not a curated record. Gene Ontology annotation, molecular function: acyltransferase activity, transferring groups other than amino-acyl groups. Lineage: Eukaryota; Evosea; Eumycetozoa; Dictyosteliales; Dictyosteliaceae. The transcript has 3 exons.
AUGUCACCACAACCACAAUACCUUUUAAAUCCAAUUGAUUAUACUCAAGCUACACAAUUAUUAAUAAUUUUAAAAAAUAAAGGUUUUCACCAUUUAUUCAGAUAUGAAAACCAAGUUCAAUGCCAAAAUACAUUAAACUUGGUAGAUAAUGAAGCCGACCCAUCCAUUGUAUUAUUAAUCGACAUUUAUAGAGGACAAUUUAACAUCUAUCCAUUAAAUUCUCAAGUUUUAACAGAAUUCCUUGAUAAAAUAGAUUGGGAAAAUGGUUUUUUAACACCAUAUAAAAACCACCCAAAUAUUAAUUGGGAAGAAAUUUAUAAUAGAGUUGGUAUUAAUAGAGUUGGCAUCGAUAGACAUUUUAAAAAAACCGAAAGAGUUGUAUUUGCAGGUUUAUUAAAAGAAAAUGAAUCAUAUUGUAUAGAAUCAUUAAGAAAAUAUUUUGACCAAGUUAGAAUCGAUGAUGAAAUUUUUGAUAGUUUAGUUUUACCAAUUACAAAUGUUCAAGAAACAAUCAACGAAUUAAAAAAGAAUUUAGAUGGUAACGAGAGUUUAUUAACAAUUGAAGAUGCUGAAAAAGUUAGUAAGUAUCAUUUAUGGAAAUAUAAAUCAGACGAAUCAAUAAACUUUUUAAGAUUAGCAUGUAGUUCAAAUAUUUCAGGUGCAUAUAGAGUUAAAAAUGAAAAUGGCGAAUGGGAAUUAGCAUCGUGGAUUAUUCAUUAUACUGAUGGUAGCAUUGGUAGUUUAUAUACAGACGACAAAUAUAGAGGAAAGGGUUAUGCUAAAAAAGUAUCAUCCUUUAUUAUAAUCAAAAUGUUAGAGAAUGGAUAUACUCAACCAUACUGUUACAUUAAUAUCGAUAAUGCAGCAAGUCAAAAAGCAAUGAGAGGUUUAGGUUUCCAACCAGCUACCUUAACAAAAUGGGUUAUUGCCUCAAAAACAAAUUAA